UGGCAACAUUUACUUCUGCGGAGAGAGUUAAAAAAAAAGAAAAAAAGCGUCGUUGAGAGAUUGAGACGAAGACGCGAGCGAGCGAGCGAGAGGCUAAUGGAUCAGUGACUCACUGAGUCAGAUUAUACCGAUUCAUUUGUCUCCAUUGAAGCCUCUUUUCCUUAAGAUUCUACGCUUCUUCACUCUCUUUCUCUCUCUUCCAUAUGCCUCUCCUCCGUUUCUUCAGAUCUUGGUUUCCGUGAAUAAAUUUGCUGUAUUCACCAAACGGUUAUGUAAAGUUUCUUGGAUGAAAGAUGUAUGUAUCUCGUGACAAGUACUGGAGAAAGAAGACAACUUUUCCCAAGUUUUUUAAGGAUUUGUUGUAAAAAAAAAAAGCCGAGAAAAAAAGAAGAUUCUAAUCCUUUCUUUUACCACCUACCUACAAAAGCAUGGCUUUUUACCUGAUGUAGUUGCCAGAGGAUAAUAAAGUUUCUGUUCUUUUUUGUUUCUCUCUCACUUCUGCCUUGUUUGAGAGCUCGUGUUGGGUGGCGGUGUUUUGAGUCUUGGAAGAGAUGGCAAUGGCUGUGUUUAAGGCUCCUCUAAAAGGGGAAUUUAAUGGGGUUAGAAAGAUUGAAGGGAAACAGUAUAAGCAUCAUUUGCUUCAGCAACAGUCUUCAGGGAGAAGACGUGUUUUCGUGCAAACCGAAACUGGCUGUGUUUUGGGAGUUGAGUUAGACCGUAAUGAUAAUGUUCACACUGUGAAGAAGAGGCUUCAGGUUGCCUUUAACUUACCUACUGAGGAAAGCUCUUUGACCUUUGGUGAUAUGGUCUUGAAGAAUGACUUGAGUGCUGUGAGGAAUGAUUCUCCACUGCUCUUAAAGCGUAACUUAAUGCACAGAAGCUCUUCUACUCCGUGUCUUUCACCUACUGGGAAUGAUCUGCAGAGGAAAGAUCUGAGUGGUCCUAUUGAGAUACUUAGUCACUCGUAUUGCUUUCUGUCGUUGAAGCAGACAGCGAAUGAGAUUGUUAUGGCGAUGAAGAUGGGUGUUGAACCAAUCCCUGUCAAUGGUGGUCUCGGAGGGGCUUACUAUUUUAGGAAUGAAAAGGGUCAAAGCGUUGCAAUUGUUAAGCCUACGGAUGAAGAACCAUUUGCGCCUAACAAUCCUAAAGGCUUCACAGGGAAAACACUUGGGCAGCCUGGUUUGAAGCCUUCUGUGCGAGUUGGGGAAACCGGGUAUAGAGAAGUUGCGGCAUACCUUCUUGACUAUGAUCACUUUGCUAAUGUUCCUCCCACGGCUCUUGUGAAGAUUACGCACUCUGUUUUCAAUGUCAAUGAUGGAAUGGACAGGAACAAGUCUCGUGAGAAGAAGAAGUUGGUCAGCAGCAAGAUUGCUUCGUUCCAGAAGUUUGUACCUCAUGAUUUUGAUGCCAGUGAUCACGGGACUUCAAGCUUCCCAGUCUCUUCUGUGCACCGCAUUGGGAUAUUGGACAUACGGAUUCUCAACACAGAUCGGCAUGGUGGAAACUUUUUGGUGAAGAAGCUUGAUGAUGGUGCUGCUGGGAGGUUUGGUCAAGUGGAGCUUUUUCCUAUAGAUCAUGGUCUUUGCUUGCCAGAAACACUAGAAGAUCCUUACUUCGAAUGGAUUCAUUGGCCACAGGCUUCAAUACCUUUCUCUGAAGAAGAACUUGACUACAUACAUAAUCUUGAUCCAGUGAAAGACUGUGAAAUGCUGCGAAGAGAGCUUCCAAUGAUUCGAGAGGCUUGUCUCAGGGUCCUAGUUCUGUGUACCGUUUUCCUUAAAGAAGCUGCUGCUUUUGGACUUUGUCUUGCAGAGAUUGGAGAGAUGAUGACUCGGGAAUUCCGUGCAGGAGAAGAAGAGCCAAGUGAACUAGAAAUGGUGUGUAUCGAAGCAAAGAGUUUGACAGUGAGACAAGAUGUUUUAUCUCCCAAGUCAGAUUUAGAAGCAGACACAGUUUUUGAGUUUGAUCUCGACUGUAAUGACAUGGACAUGGUCUAUAGUGAUGAACUACUCGUCAAAAACCCGUUUUCAAGUGGACAUUCAUCACUUGGAAAGCUCGAGGAGAGCAUCGUUGAAGAAGAGGAAGACGAAGAAGAGGCAAGACUUACUCUAUCUCUCACAAAGCUUUCAACAUCAUUGAAGAACCACUGUCUAAGCAACAACAUGGGAUCUGGAUUCCUUAAACCUCCGAGAGUCAAAACAGAGAAAACACUGGUAAGUCACAAGAGCGCAAACGUGCAGCUCCCAGCGAGCGCAAACUUUGUGAAGUUAGCAGAAAUGAAAGAAGCGGAAUGGGUUAUGUUCUUGGAGAAGUUUCAGGAGUUGCUUGACUCGGCUUUUGCAGAACGUAAGACAAUGACGUUGAGGAAUAGACAGAGGCUUGGUACGUCGUGCAAGUUUUGAGAGAUCAUAUAAGUAAAACUUUUAAGAGUUCACAUAAUAGAAGAUCAAAGAUUUUACUUUUACGAGUAUUUUAAAACAGUGACUUGUUAACUACGUUAAGAUUAGUGAAGAAAUGUUCGUUCGUUUGCUUCUCUGUCAUGCUCUGUAAAUAUUCUUUAGCAUUUUUCUCUGAAAUUUUGUUUCUCGUCA
This is a messenger RNA of Camelina sativa (false flax), 2591 nucleotides long. RefSeq names its product phosphatidylinositol 4-kinase gamma 6. The record is from RefSeq and is a predicted model, not a curated record. Lineage: Eukaryota; Viridiplantae; Streptophyta; Magnoliopsida; Brassicales; Brassicaceae.